Messenger RNA from Cylicostephanus goldi, 198 nucleotides. The record is from the annotation of a GenBank genome assembly. Lineage: Eukaryota; Metazoa; Nematoda; Chromadorea; Rhabditida; Strongylidae.
AUGAUUUGGGGGGCAUUUUCCGCAAAUGAAAAGUUUGAUCUGGCAUUCGUCAAUACGAAUAUGAACAGCACAGAUUACCAGGAAGUACUUGAGAACCGAUUGCUGCAAUUCUUCCGCGACCAUAGAAGAGAGCAGUACGUCUUGCAGCAGGACAAUGCUCGCGUACACGUCGGUCAUAGACGCUUCGAGCAGUAUUAA